Messenger RNA from Cyprinus carpio (common carp), 3768 nucleotides. Its product is annotated as protein cornichon homolog 3-like. Gene Ontology annotation, biological process: regulation of AMPA receptor activity; vesicle-mediated transport. Gene Ontology annotation, cellular component: synapse; dendrite. The record is from RefSeq and is a predicted model, not a curated record. NCBI's taxonomy places the organism in Eukaryota, Metazoa, Chordata, Actinopteri, Cypriniformes, Cyprinidae.
AGAGAGUAAGAGAGAGAGAGAGAGAGAGAGAGAGAGAGAGAGCUCUUUAAAUCCACCUGUUAGCCGGCAUGCAUUCUUGCGCCUUCUGUUUGAGGAGGUGAACUGAUCGCCAGGACCGUGUGUUAGUGCAUUAACUCAAAUUUCUGCAUUUCCAAAGUCGUCACCGCACACAGUCUCCAUCUUUAAUGGACUAUCACUGCCGACGACACCAUACGGGACGAUGUUAAUGCAUCAUUUGCUUAACCGUCCACAAAUGGCUUGAUCUCGCAGGGACUUCGCAACAGAGCUGCAACUCGCGCAAAAUCGACACAACACUGGACUUUUUUUUAUUUUUAUUUUUUAUUAUUGAUUCGUGAAGAUGGCAAAGCGACUGCACUGAACUAGAGCCGAGGUUUGCAACACAUUUGUUGCAAAUAUUUUGAUGAAGAACACGAUGCUCUCCCUCUCGCGUGCCCCGUAACUGCUUCCAUUCAUUCAUUCAGUCCAGUUUGGCUCAAGCACCGUCUUCUCUCCUGGAGAUUUUCCUUCCAGUUUCCUCUCAAUUAUGUUCACUUUCGCUGCCUUUUGCUAUAUGCUUUCCCUUGUCCUCUGUGCUUCUCUCAUCUUCUUCGCGAUCUGGCAUAUAACAGCCUUUGAUGAGCUUCAGGCAGACUUCAAGGUGCCAAUCGAUCAGGGCAAUCCACUUCACGCUCGUGAAAGACUGCGAAAUAUUGAGAGGAUCUGCUGUCUGCUGAGAAAGUUGGUGCUUCCAGAGUACUCUAUCCAUGGGCUCUUCUGUAUCAUGUUCCUGUGUGCCCAGGAGUGGCUUACUGUAGGCCUGAAUAUCCCUCUGCUCUUCUACAACACUUGGAGGUACUUUCACAGCCCCACAGACACUAAGGAGCUUCUCUACGAUCCAGCGUCAGUCAUGAAUGGCGACACACUUAAAUUCUGCCAAAAAGAAGCCUGGUGCAAGAUGUCCUUCUUCGUCCUUUCAUUCUUCUAUUAUCUCUACUGUAUGAUCUACUCCUUGGUGACCUCAUAACAGAGUUCUCAACACUGCUCAUAAGACACUGUUUUCCAAAUGCUCUAAACUAGAUCUGGAUGAAACAAGAGCACCGCUAGACACAAGUUCAACAUACUGCAGUGUCUGAACCUACAGAGAAGACUUGACCCCAUCUUCCCAGAGAAUCAGAAGAAACCAGUGUCGUUUACAGAUCUGACUCAACGCCCUAGAUGUCUCAUGGACCUGGUGCGACGCGCUUUUCACAAGCUCACAGUAACAUUUGCACAGAUUCUCUCAGGCAUAGCACAACAUGUCCUUUACCACUUUGAGGCACAAAACCUGCCAACCUUUACACUCACUAUAUGUAGCUUAAAAUUCUUGUUAGGUUAAAACAAAUGAAAAGAAACUAUGGCUAACUUGAUCAGAGAAUGUUUCAUUUUUACCAGUCACACACUAGGCCACUGAGUCUGAUUACGUGUGAAAAGCUUUUGUGAUAUAUUUUAUGUGUAUCUGUGCACUCCUAAAAUAAGCAUUUUUAAUAUGAAAUGCCUAUCUGUUGAAUUACUUGUGUACAUAGAGAACUUUGUGUAAUGCUUUUAUGUGUUGGUGUCAGUUGGUUGAGAUGUUUUGGACUUUAUAUUUACAUAAAUAUGCUGAUAUCGAGGCUUUAUUAUAGAAAACAAGAGCCACUUUUCCACAAUUUUGCACAAAGUUGUUAUGAGUUUGCACUGUAGAUACAGUUAUUGGUUGUGGUGGGAAAAAAGUCAUAUUUAUAUACCCAGUACGAGUCUUCCAAUAUAUUACAGUGCAUCAAACUUGAUUUUCAUUUUAGGGAAGAAAUUAAAACCACAGCUCAUCAUCUACGAAUUAUCACCUUCUCAUUUUGUAUUAUUGUUAUUAUAUUAACUGUAUUACUGUUAUACGACAAGGUCAGCAAUACUGAAAUAAGAUAUUUAAGGAAUCAUCAAAAGAGUUUUCUCUCUUUUCAUCAAAAGAGUUUUCUCUUACUCUAUCAUCUAUCCAAUUCAUUUUUUCUUCUUAAAAAAAAUCUCCAAACACAGUUCAUAAAUGUUUCUGACUACUACUUUCUACAGCUGUUACUCUAACAAUGUUGUUGGAUCAGUCAGGUUUUAACUGUCCGGAGUAACUACAUGAUGCGUAAACCCCUUAAGACUACGUGAUGCUUUGGAUGAGCACUAUAUAUAAUGAAAAUAGCAGUAGACACACUAAAUCAUUUUCAUUGCCGUGUAGGGGACAAUAAUACCAGUCCCCAGCAGUACUAUAUUCUGCUGCUGUCAUGUAGCCUGCUGUCUUUUGUAUGCCUUAUGUAGGUACACAUAUGAUGACCAAACAUUUUCUAUAUCCUUAUUGUGUACGUGUUCACCCAUCCAAAUAUCAGUAAAGAAAUUUGUAUAUGAAAUAAAACAGACUAUUUUAAACUGUUAAAGGUGCUUUCUUAUGCAUGCAUCACAUGUAUGCUUUAAUACCACUGGAGGCAUUGUUUAUUUUUUCACUCCAUAAUCAUUAGUUUCAUCGGUCAUGUGGUUCAUGAUCCAUACAGUAUGUGGUUAUUUCAGUCAAUUACCCACAGAGCAUUUCUCACAUCUCCUCAUUUGAAUCCUCACCCCAGAGUGACUCUUUGAAAAACAUUCACCUCAGACUGAUCCAUGCCCCCAUCUCUCACAUGUCUCCUCUUCAGGGAGCAUUGCCUCCCACUCGUAAAUCGACUAUUAUCUGCGUUUUCCGGAGCCAAGCCCUGUGUGGCAGUGACUGGCCGACAGAUCGGUGACAGGCUGUCCCUCCUGCUCCACCUGCUAUCUGACCAAAUCACUGCCACAUGCUCCGUAAUUACAGUUUGUAAAGGAUGCAGCUCCCUUUGCCAACAAUCUAACACUUUGCCACUUAUAGCCGUGAAAUGAACGUCAUCAGAUGUCUGCAGGUCUUGGCGCUCAAAGAGCUUUCUGCCACCCUUUCGACUCCCAUCUCUGACCCUGGUCAGCAUGUUGUGGCAUCAGAUAAGUGAUGAUUUUUGGCUCCGGCUUCAAAGAGACUCGUGGGACUUGAAAAUCUGAGAUGUAUAAUUCAAACUACAGUAAAGGGUAUUUUCUGUUAUGAAAACAAUUGUUUUCAUGAAGUAACACCAUUUAUCUUUGCUCUUAAGAGUUUUGUGUGUUCCUCUCUUAGAAAAUAUCCCUGCCCUCUAGCCAAGAGCUUUGCACAUUAUAUGCUUUGACGAUUGUGGUUGUUCCCCACACAGUGCUGGAUGGGCAGCCUGUCAGUUUGCCGGGUUUUCUCAGAUGUCCAGCCUGUCAGCACAGAUUACCCAGAAGGCCAGUUGAGAAUGGAUUUCACCUGACUUGUCUUUCUAGGAUUGGAUGACUUUUUCACCUUGCUUCCUGGCCACUCAAACAAGCAGAUUCAUAUUGGAGUAGUCUGGCUUGAAUAUGUUUUUUUCAAAACUUUGUACAAUCUACUUUUGCUGGCACAUCUAGUUAGCAUUCUGGCAACAAAUCUUAAAACCUAAUAGUUACCCAAGAGAAGAACAGUCGCCAAGGUGCUGGUGUUUUUAAUCUGGCAGCUAUUCACAAAGAUUUUGUUCUUGACUUACUAAUACAUCCUCUUAGGUACCAGAUAAUCCUUAAAAACAGGAUAAAGAAUCCAAUAAAGCUUAUUGCUGUCCCAUGUUCUAUAUAAAAAUAGCAAGUAACAUCUGUAAACUUUAAUAAUCUGCUUACUGCUUUUUUAAUGCUCUUUUCAAACUAUUUCGUUUCGUACGGAAGUCC